Hippocampus comes (tiger tail seahorse) is the source of this 1064-nucleotide messenger RNA. RefSeq lists its product as uncharacterized. Bases 126 to 941 code for a protein of 271 amino acids. Lineage: Eukaryota; Metazoa; Chordata; Actinopteri; Syngnathiformes; Syngnathidae. The transcript is spliced from 2 exons. The record is from RefSeq and is a predicted model, not a curated record.
CUUUAUUUCCCAAUUGCCGCGUGCCCUUCAGUGUCCAAUUUCUAUGCACUUUAGUUCUGACAGAGAAAUCCAGCGAGGCCAUUAAGAACCGUCUUGAACCCCGACAAUUUGGAGCAACUACUAAUAUGGAGAAAAGUUGCUCAGCAAACGCAAAGAAAAGGAGCUUUGGAAACAAUUCUAAAAAGCCCUUUUCACACUUCACAAAUGGGAGCUUUCAAAAAACGCAAUAUCAUCAGUUGCAGCCUGGGAUGAACCCAGGGGGAAGUUACCGCUACCCUGCAGAGAACGGCCUCACCCUUUGCCAGUUUUCAAACAGCAGGCUGGCUGCACAAAAUGCAGCCCUGAGAGAGCAGCUGGUGCUCCAGCACCACCGACAUGACCAUGAAAGGCAGCAGCUCCUGAGAGCUCUGAAGAAGCCGAACGAGUCCAAGUCGGAAAACCUCAUCGCGCUCGUAAAUGAACAGUGGCAACAGUGGUGGGCGAUCCGAGAGCAGGAGACCGCUGACCAAUUUCAAACUCAGUGGGUGGGCAUGCAAUGGUACAUAGAGGAGAUGGCUGUUCAUUGUUGCACUCAGUUGGAAACCAUGCAUGAGCACAACGUGGACACUGUUUGCUAUUUUCAAAACGAGAUGGAGUAUCUGCGGUGGCGCAUGGAACGGGUCAUCUCAGAGAGGGAUGAUCUCAUCAAAAACCUGAAAAAAGAAAAUUCUUUCCUCCUGGCCGAGAAUAAAGAGUUAUCCUCCCAGCUCAGCAAAUUCAAAGCAGAGACCCCAGAGAUGCAAAAUACACUAAAAGCUUUGGAAGAUCAGUUGCAGGCUGAGCAGGAGGCAAAGACGAGUCCUGCCAUUGAGGGGCCCCUUGAACAAGUGAAAACGCUGGAGGAAUCAUUUAAGAUCCUCUCAGUGCACGAAGAGGAGCUUGAGGUACGCCAUUUUAGCUGACCAAGUUCUGACAUUAUGCACACGGCUGUGCGAAAGUCUACCAUCAAAGCGUCAUAACCAGCUGAGUCACAACUGUGUUGUACUAUGUCAAGUAUGCAAAAUAAAAAUGCAAACCAGCCACAA